AUGAGUUGUGAUUUGAGUAAUAAAGAGUGGCCUCCGUAUUUGGAUGAAUAUGAAAAGCUCGUUAUUCGAAUGUCCACGCCAAGGGUCAUUAUCGACAAUGGCAGCGGCUCUAACGAGACCAGGCUAAUGAUUGAUAGUGCCAGAAAACAUGGGAUCCUUCUAGAAGCCGUCCAAGUCCUGACGGAUCUCAACCUGUCGAUCAAGAAGGCCUACAUCUGCUCCGACGGCCGGUGGUUCAUGGACGUUUUUCAUGUGACCGACUUGAAUGGAAACAAACUAACCGAUGACAGUGUCCUAGGCCGCAUUCAACAGUCGCUCGAGACUGUCCACUACGGCCAGCCCACGAGACCCAAGGGCCCGACGGCCUUGGAGCUAACGGGCACGGAUCGGGUCGGGCUUUUAUCCGAGGUUUUUGCCGUGCUUACUGAAAUGAACUGCAACGUGGUUGAAGCUAAGGUGUGGGCCCACAAUGGCCGGGUCGCGUCACUGAUUUAUGUCAAGGACCGCCACACAGGCUGCCCGAUUGAAGACGAGGAUAAAUUAGACGCGAUUGGGUGCGUAAUAAGGAACGUGCUUAAGGGGGACGAUAUUGACACGAUUUGGAGCGCGAAAACCUCAGUUUCGUGUGCCGUGACUCAUACGGAGAGGAGGCUACAUCAGCUGAUGUUUGCCGACCGAGACUACGACAAGGAGGCCUCGGGUGGACCCGGUUCGUGCCCGAGUGUCUCGGUUAGGAAUUAUUUGGAGAAAGAUUAUUCGGUCGUGAAUGUUCAGUGUCGGGACCGGAACAAGCUCUUGUUUGAUGUUGUUUGCGCGUUGACCGACAUGGAUUACGUCGUUUUCCAUGCCACGGUCGACACGUCGGAGGAUUCGGCAUCUAUGGAAUUUUUCAUCAGGCGUACGGACGGAAUGCCGAUUAGCUCGGAGGCCGAAAAGGAGCGUUUGAUACUCUGUCUGCAGGCUGCGAUCGAGCGUAGGUCAUCGAAGGGCGUGAGGCUCGAGCUUUGUGCGGCCGAUAGAAACGGGCUUCUAGCGGACGUGACACGAGCUUUCCGUGAAAAUGGGCUAAGCAUCGCACGUGCGGAAAUAUCGACAUCUUGGGAUAUGGCUCGAAACGUAUUCUACGUGACGGAUGCAGUAGGGAACACGGUCGACCCUGAGAUUGUAGAGUUGGUGAGAGAAAAGGUCGGUUUUGAGGAUUUGAAAAUUACAAAAACGCCCUCCGAGUGUGGUCGGAAGAUCGAGAGGGAGUCCCCACGGAUGGGGACAGGUGGCGCCGUUAUGCUUUCGAUCGAGAGCAUGUUCAUUGACUUCGUUGAAAGGGACACAGUAGAAAUCAAAAGCUGUUGUAUUUAUGCACUUUCUAAAAGGCCACAAACUGAAAAUGAUCUCAUGACUAUGACAACUGGCGAAACCAGGAUCCCAGCACGGGGAGAGCCCAGAUUCAUCUUCUUCCGGGCCUCCGGCGGCAUUGGAAGGGCGCUCAAAGAGCGCCCUUCCAUUUCCAGCCCCUUCGAUUGCCUCAACCUCUCACCAAAACUCCCAAAUUUUUUUUUUGGGAGGGCCGGCGCCACUCCGACUCUCAAUGUGGUUUCGCCACUGCCUCACUGGCAAGUCGACUGA
Striga asiatica is the source of this 1623-nucleotide messenger RNA. NCBI's taxonomy places the organism in Eukaryota, Viridiplantae, Streptophyta, Magnoliopsida, Lamiales, Orobanchaceae. The record is from the annotation of a GenBank genome assembly.